AGCACUUUCACUUUCAGGCUAGCCUCUGUCUGAGCUCACACAGACAGACUGCCCAGAGGGCGAGAGAGAGAUAGCGGGUCUGUUUCCCCCACUCUGUCCAUUAGCCAAUUUAAAGGGUGCGCAGAGAGUGAGGUCUGUAAUAUACUGGGUCAACAGGGAAAGGGAAAGGAGAGUGAGAGAGAGAGAAGGAAAGGGAAAGGCUGCAGCUUGACAGGCUGAGAGGUCGGGAAAUCCAAAGUGAGAGCGCAGUGCAGAUUGCGUGAGAGAGAGAAGGGGGUGAGGAGAUUUGGAAAGUACCAGGGAGACAAAAGGAGGCAUUCUAAAAAAGAGGUCAACUAAGCUGGAGUCUCAACAGUAGAGGAAAAAGAAAAGACUCAGAGCUCUCGCUCUCUCUCUCUCUGUGUCACACACUUGAAGGAACCGCUGAGGAAACUUUGCCUAGUCAGACCAGAGGAUUUAUUUAAUCUGCAUGCUUAUUGCAUGCUUUCAACCACAGAAAUGGAGAAGUGGCCUUUCUCAUGAAGAUAAAAGGAUGUCACGAUCAGUUUUACUGUUGCUAUCAAUAUUGACACUCCAAGGUAGUGGAUGUGAUGACUUUUUGAGGGAGGUUGUCAAGAAUCUUCAAACCACCCUUAACUCAGACCACGCUGGAUUUCGUAAGGUGUUCCCUAAAGACUAUUGGAUUUCCCACCACUACAAUGUCAACCUGCUGUGCAACACAGAUCCGUGUUGUGUGUUCCGAGCUGCGACUGUUCUCUCUGACUCCUGGCUCCAGCUCCGCAGCCAGCUGUGGCCAGAGCACCAUAGCUUCGAAUUCAUCUCCAACCUUAUACAAGCCCUGGAUGACAGGGGUAUGACAAAAGGGAGAUUUGAGGAUCCUGACCCUUCAGUUCUUCCCUCCGUCUCCUCCUCUCCGGAGAAACUUCUCAACUUCACUUCAUCUGUUUUCUCAAAUGGCUGGAGCUGGGGUGCUCGGCCCCGGUGGACACUUGUCCUUCCCCACUCUGGCCUCUCCUGCUGGGGAGGAAGAAAGGGAGCUCUGGAAAGUAAAAAAGUGAGGUUAUUAACCACACGAGCAGUUCACAGGGAGAAUGAAGGGGAAACAGGGAUGAGGUUACACACUCCACCAACCAAUAGGACCCAACAUCCAAAGGUGGGCUCCUAUUAG
Salvelinus sp. IW2-2015 is the source of this 1168-nucleotide messenger RNA. RefSeq lists its product as uncharacterized. Lineage: Eukaryota; Metazoa; Chordata; Actinopteri; Salmoniformes; Salmonidae. The record is from RefSeq and is a predicted model, not a curated record.